AUGUCUGGUGGUCCCAUCUCCUGCUUCUCCAAACAGGGAAUGCUACUUCUCCUACUCUCCAACCUCCACUAUGUUGUGGGUGUUCCUCUGAUCAUCAACAAGAGAGUGGGGGACUCUGUGGAGCUGCUGGCAGGCUUAGAGAGGGAACAUUUCCAAUCCUUGGUGUGGAAGUAUAUGGGAAAGGAUAUUGUAGAAUUCAACUCAGAAGUUGUAUAUUCACCUGGAUCCCAGUUUGAGGGGAGACUAAAGAUGAACAUCAAAAACUUCUGUUUAACAGUCAGAGAACUGACACUGCAAGACUCAGGGGAUUUUCUACUUACAGGUGAAGGGGACAAAGGUCAGAUUGACAGUAAGACCAUCACUCUGAAGGUCCACGAGCCUAUAUCCAAGGUGGCGAUCCAGACAGACAUCAAGCUAUUGGCCAACCACUCCUGUACGGUACGGCUGGUGUGCAACGUGUCCUGCUACCCCAACCUUACCUACACCUGGGAGAGAGACAAUGAGAUCUACGGGGACGCCCAGCAGAUUCACUUCUCUCUCUCACCAGCAGAGAGAAACAUCAGUGUAAAGUGCAACGCCUCCAACCUGGUCAGUUGGAAAACUGCCUCUGCAACAGUAAAGUGUAGAAAUGACACAACCACACCAGAAUAUGUGACAGGACUGGCGUGGUAUACCAUCUACAUCGGGGUAUCAGUGGGAGGUGCUGUGGUGCUGAUCCUCACUGUAGCUGUGGCAGUGUGCUACUGCAGGGACCGAAGUAACACAAUAUAUGCUGAUAUUAUGGACAACACAAUAAUUAAAGAUACAAGAUCAAACAGUCAGGUAAACCCAAUAUCCAUCUAUGAGACUGUCAAUGAUCUGGUUAUCCCAAGAUUGAACAAGCCGCAGACUCUGUAUGACAAGAUCGCAUUUGGACGCCCAGAAGGCCCCCCUUGUCCCUACCAGAAAGUACUGUGAGCUGAACAGGAUGUGGUCAUAUGCUGGGCAUUCCAUAGAUAUGUAACUCUCUGCAUCCUCUGCAUCUUACAUGUGUCUUUUCUGUAGAUAUGCCGAAUGUUCCUGUUCAAUAUCAUCACAACCUACACUAUUUGCCUUUGAUGAUUCUCAUAUAUACGGUAUAUCAUAAGGCCUUAUAUCUUUCUUUGAGGGCCUAGUUACAAUUAGAAGAUUCGGAAAUGUGUAAUAAGCAGUAGAAGGCGUGGUGAUCAG
Salvelinus namaycush (lake trout) is the source of this 1209-nucleotide messenger RNA. RefSeq names its product natural killer cell receptor 2B4-like. Bases 1 to 957 code for a protein of 318 amino acids. The record is from RefSeq and is a predicted model, not a curated record. Lineage: Eukaryota; Metazoa; Chordata; Actinopteri; Salmoniformes; Salmonidae. The transcript is spliced from 7 exons.